UAAAACAAGAAGAACAACUUGCUAGCUAUUUUAGCAAUCCAUGAUAAAUUAUAACAUUUUGGUAGCUGGAAAAUAUGAUUGUAGUUGAAUUUACACAUAUCCAUUGAUAUUUCUGAAUUCGCCACUGUUCGAACUUCAUAGCCAGAUAGAGAGAAAGUGGAAAGUCAACGUGCGGAUAUAAAUUAGUUACUCUACACUGUAGAUAGCUUAGCCACAGUGCUAACUGAUAGCAGACAGCAAUAACAAAGAUACUGGUAGUCCGGGUCAGUGUGUGCAAACGCAGCUGUCACACCUCGGCGACGACACAACAUUUGUAGCUAAAACGUACAUCAAGUUGUGACUCAGUUUCAUUAGAAAAUAACUGGCUAAAGAGAAGAACGCAAUGGGAAUCCAUAAAUGCAUUGUUAGAGGAUGCGCCAAUCAAUCGGACGCAAUUAUUCAUUACAGUUUACCAGAGGAACCCCGGAGACGCCAACGGUGGCUACAGUUUAUCAAUGGAAGCAACCCGGGAGAGCAAAUUCCAGAUGUUUCCCGUUUAUGUGGCGACCACUUUGCAGAAGAGUGCUUCACAAAACUUGAUCUCGGUUUCACCACGAGGUUAAUAUUACAUCUUGACGCAAUCCCAUCGAUUUAUUCCUCUGAUAAAACAUCGGCUUAUCGGAAACACACGGUGUACACUGAGAGGGCGAAGGGGACUGGGAUGGUGGAAGGCAAAAUGGCCGGCAUCAAGGAGGAGCCAGUGGACAGGGAGUUGGAUUCGCAGGUGAAUCGUUGGAACAAUUUGUUGGGUUCACUCAGCAAGUCGUUUAGUUCAAUCAAAGAGGAAGAUGUUGGGGAGGAUGAGAGCAUUGCAGAGAGCUAUGACCAGAUUAGAGUGGUGAAAAUAGGAGACUCGCACACAGGAGAGAGGAAGGAUGAUGGAGGAGAGUAUGGGAUGGAAUACUCACACACUCACCCAUAUGAAGGAGAGGAUGGAGGCUAUGAUGCCAUGGUAACAGAGCUUCACAGGAAAGAGAAAAUGAAUGUGACGGUUCGUGAGGGGGAGGUGGAGGGAGUGUUUGUGAUAGAAAACUCAAACCCAGAGGAGGAGGAGGAAAGUAGAGAAUAUGUGGUAGGGGAGGAGGUAUGGCAGAUGGAGGAAUGGGGAGAGAGUAGGGCGGUAGAGAUGUGGGGGGAAAAGGGGAAACGGAGAAAGCUUCCGGGGCCGCAAUGGUGGAGAUAUGAGCAAGAGAGGAGGAAAACCCAGGAAGACGAAUGGAAGAUGAUUGCAGAGAAGGCGAGGAAGGAAGAGAGGGAGAGACAGAAAGGUCAGACUGUGGAGGGGAAAAAGAGGGUGGCAGGGUUCCGCUGCCCACAGUGCAGCAACACCUUCCAGUACCGAAGCGAGUUACUGGAGCAUAAAACCGUCUGCUGCACUAAUGCGAAAUACGCCUGUCCAGUGCCACUCUGCCCCCAAAUCUACCGAUGCAAGGCUUCCCUGAGGACUCACAUUUGCUUGCACCAUGUGAAGGAGGACAACAAGGAGGAAAAGGACUUGGAUGCUAUCCGGAAAACCAGAGGAGUCGGGGAGCAUCAGAAUAAAUACCAACCCAGCCAUAAGAAAUUCUUCUGCCCACUCUGCAAUACAUACUACAGAAACCAGAAAGUCCUCGACAAGCACUCUCGUAGUCACACCAGUCUCCACAAAGUGAUGUUGUGCUGCUCCUUCUGCUCUGUGGAGAUGCUGAAUAAAUGCACAAUGAAAAAGCACUACAAAACGGAACACCCAGGCAGGGUCCUGCGCUGUGAGAUGUGUGAAAGAAACUUCUCUUCGAUCGACUUCUUUCUAACACAUCAGGUUAGACACGUGGCCGUGACUCCUUACUACUGCUGUGAGUGUCACGUCUACCAGCUCACCCAGAGGGGCCUCACUGUCCACCUGAAAAACCACGUUCUCAGAUGCAACCAGAAGCAGCUAGACCAGCAGUCUGGGAACAUCAACAAACCUGACAAUACAGGGAAUCAUAGUACAGCCCCUCUGAAGAAAAGUCCCUCCCCUCUACCAAACAACCAUGCACAUCUACAAGAUAACCACGCCCAUCUACAAGAGAUCAAAGAAGAAUUUAUUACCAAAUAAAUAGAAUCUCAAUCUAGUUGUGUUUAACCCCUUCCCUUUGUCCCAUAACCACCCCCCUCCUCUGACAUGAAAAACUGACUUGGGAACUUUAUUAGUGAAUAUUUCUGUACAGGAGAAACCUGAGACUGGGAUCAAAUUAUCUAACUAAAGAACAGCUACUACUUGGUUGUUACAGUAAAUGAAUUCUGAAGCUGUUUGAUUUAUCGAUACAGAUGGAAUGGGAGAAAUGACUUUCAAGCUAACUGUCAUUUAGAGAGUUUAGGUUUGUAAAGAUGGGAUUCUUAUUGGUUUUCAGAUUGUAGCCCACUUGUACAGUAUUUGUCACAUUCACCGUGAAGGCCAUGCGUCUCCAACGCGUUGUAAGCCCUUUAUAAACCCCAUAAUAUCCUACAUGGUUUGUAUUUACCUGUCAUUCAUUAUAAAGAUAAUUCAGUUCAAUCUUUUCUAUUGUCCUUUUAUCAAUUUAGAUUUUAGAGAAUUGUCUUACACAACAUUAGAUGUAAGUAGUUUAACGUAAAAUGUGAUAGUCGCAAAUGUAAUGAAGUGUUUCUGAGUUAACAUUUGGGUUUGUAUUUGUUUGUAGAGUAUAUUAUUAGCUCGUACAUGAUCCUAGUGCCAACUCUAGUACAUUUCUAUUUAUGCCAGAUGUAUACAUUAGGAACUCUCUGGGCCAAUGGAAAGAAGAGAGAACUCUCUCUGGGCCAAUCGGAAGCCAAGUGAACUUUCUCUGCCCAAUAGAGAUUAGACCGGAACGCCACUGUAGCCCUGUCAUCCUGGAGCCUUUUGGUGUCGACUGGUUCCAUUACAGAACAUCUUUGGUGCAUUGUCCUCUAUGCUGUUGACUGUAUGUUGUCUGAAUAAAAAGCCUUUCUGUAGUA
Messenger RNA from Oncorhynchus nerka (sockeye salmon), 2994 nucleotides. RefSeq names its product zinc finger protein Xfin-like. Gene Ontology annotation, cellular component: nucleus. The transcript is spliced from 2 exons. NCBI's taxonomy places the organism in Eukaryota, Metazoa, Chordata, Actinopteri, Salmoniformes, Salmonidae. Bases 383 to 2116 code for a protein of 577 amino acids. The record is from RefSeq and is a predicted model, not a curated record. Gene Ontology annotation, biological process: positive regulation of transcription by RNA polymerase II.